Molecule: messenger RNA, 276 nt
Organism: Blepharisma stoltei
Lineage: Eukaryota; Ciliophora; Heterotrichea; Heterotrichida; Blepharismidae
Source: the annotation of a GenBank genome assembly
AUGGGACAUCUUACUCAAAAUCAUCUUUUUUUGCAUCAAAAUCUUUUUUUCUUCAAAUUUUAUCUACAAAUCUCCACAAAUUAUCCAAAAAUUAAAAAUUUUCAAUGAUGUUUUUUUGCAAAUUUAAUUCAAAGAGAAACAUUUUUUGUUAUAAUUUCCUUCAUAAAUAAACAUUUAUUUUCUUUACUAUGAAGCUUUUCCUUUAUGAAACUCCUCCAAAACACUCUGCUUAAUAUUAUGACCAUCAUAGAAAUGGCUAAAUACUCAAAUGGAUAA